UUAUUAUGCGGAUGGGAAAGGCGUAUAGAAACUUAAGAGUGGAGGGUAGGAAUAGGAUAGGGAAGGGCUAUUUUGUUCAAAAAGAAAGACGAGGCCAGCCAAAGUUCACACAAAAAGCCAAAUGAAAUCCCAUUUUGAAGUCCGUUGGUCUGGUCGUUCCCAAGGAGAACAAAACAGAUGUAGAGCCUGAAACAUGGUCCUCAGUUCUCUACGGUUUCUCCCAGGAUACUAGCCCUCCGCCUGUCUCUUAAUCUUUUGCUUCUUUAGGGUUUACUUAAUUGUUGUUGUUGUUGUUGAUUUUCAUAAAAAAAAAAAAAGUUGUUAUUGUUGAUGGGCCAAUCAGUUUCGACGGCCAAACUCACGAGCCGUCGGGAUUGUAACCGUAGCCAACGUUCAAAGUCGAAAUCAACGGCUCUGAUCGGUCAGAUGCAAGCUGAGGAAGCGGAAGAGGUUGAACGAAAUAGCAUUGAUGGGUUAUCGGAUAUCAUCUCGGUUCUACCCGACGAGUGUUUGGCUUGCAUUUUCCAGUCUCUAACUCCCGGUGACCGGAAACGGUGUUCUCUUGUUUGCCGGCGUUGGUUGAGGAUUGAAGGACAGAGCCGUCACCGACUCUCCCUCAACGCCCAAUCAGAUCUGCAUCCUCUCAUUCCUUUCAUCUUCUCUCGCUUCGAUGCUGUCACGAAACUGGCCCUGAAAUGCGACCGUAGAUCUGUUAGCAUUGGCGACGAAGCGCUUGCUCAAAUCUCGGAGCACUGCAGGAACUUGACUCGUCUUAAGCUCCGAGCAUGUCGUGACUUAACCGAUGCAGGGAUGUUGGCGUUCGCUAAAAACUGCAAGAGUCUAAAGAAACUCUCGUGUGGAUCUUGCACUUUCGGAGCUAAAGGCAUGAACGCCGUGCUCGACCACUGUCCAGCUCUCGAGGAACUCUCCGUGAAACGACUUCGUGGCAUCACCGACGGAGCUGCAGCUGAGCCGAUAGGACCAGGGGUGGCAGCGGCAUCGUUGAAAUCAAUUUGCUUAAAAGAGCUUUACAAUGGACAGUGCUUUGGUCCGCUUAUUGUUGGUGCUAAGAAUCUGAGAUCCUUAAAACUUUUUAGGUGCUCUGGUGAUUGGGAUAAGCUUUUUUCUCUUAUAGUGGAUCGGGUCACGGCUAUAGUAGAAAUUCACAUGGAACGUAUCCAAGUAAGCGACAUAGGUCUCACGGCAAUUUCCAAUUGUUUAAACCUAGAAAUUCUUCACCUCGUUAAGACUCCAGAGUGUACGAACGUCGGACUUGGAUCUGUUGCUGAGAAAUGUAGAUUGUUGAGGAAGCUUCACAUUGAUGGAUGGAAGGCCAAUCGAAUAGGUGACCAAGGAUUAAUUGCUGUCGCGAAAUCUUGCCUUAAUUUACAAGAAUUAGUUCUUAUUGGUGUUAAUCCGACGAAAAUAAGUUUGGAAAUGUUAGCUUCGAAUUGUCAGAAUCUAGAACGGUUAGCUUUAUGCGGUAGUGAUACAGUUGGUGAUGCAGAGAUAUCUUGUAUUGCUUUGAAAUGCAUAGCUUUAAAGAAGCUUUGUAUUAAGAGUUGCCCUGUAUCAGACCAUGGAAUGGAAGCCCUAGCUAGUGGUUGCCCGAAUUUGGUUAAAGUGAAGGUGAAGAAAUGUAGAGGAGUAACUUCGGAGGGGGUGGAAUGGUUAAGAACGAAUAGAGGAUCACUCGUAAUUAAUUUGGACACAGGGGAACAGUUGGAUGCAACUGCCAGUGAUGGUGGUGGUGCACAAGAUAAUGGAGUCGAAUUUCCUCCAAUGGUAGCCAGUCAAAUUGGUGCACCUAGUAUUGCUUCCAGCAGCACUGGUCGAUCCACAUCGCAUAAGUUGUUGGGGCUUUUGAGUGGGAUGAGUUUAGUGGCUUGUACUCUGAGAAGGUUUGGAAACAGUAAUGGCAGUUCUCAGAGUUAAUUUGGAUUGGAGGAGGAGGCGUAUCGAACUGUUUACAUUCUUUUGCGUUUGUAGUAUGGGAUCCAAUGUUUGAAGAAAUUUAAAUUCAAUGAUUUGUGCUGUUGAUUUGAAUCUUCAUCUUCAGAAGUGAUGUUCUUUUUUUCUUAUAUAUUCUUUUGACGACAGCACCCUAAUACAUUUGUUAGAUCGGUAUAUUUGUUUAGUUUCCGAUUCUUUUUAUGCAUAUUGACUUCACAUAUUAUGUUUUUGAAAA
This is a messenger RNA of Gossypium arboreum, 2188 nucleotides long. RefSeq names its product F-box protein At1g47056-like. The record is from RefSeq and is a predicted model, not a curated record. Gene Ontology annotation, cellular component: SCF ubiquitin ligase complex. The coding region runs from base 331 to 1935 and encodes 534 amino acids. The transcript has a single exon. Lineage: Eukaryota; Viridiplantae; Streptophyta; Magnoliopsida; Malvales; Malvaceae. Gene Ontology annotation, biological process: SCF-dependent proteasomal ubiquitin-dependent protein catabolic process. Gene Ontology annotation, molecular function: protein binding.